AUGUCCACCCACGCCUCAACCAGCAGUGCGCCCCCUCCUCCCCUCCCUCGGCCCCGCACAGUACCCCCCUCCAUUUCCCCCAGCCUCGCCCCCUCCUCCCACUCAACAACAAACACGCACUCCCCCUCCCUCUCGGCCUCCGCCUCCUCCGCCUCGCCCUCAAUCCCCAGCACGCAAUCCCCGGAAACGCAGCGGCAAGUGGCCGAAGCGCGCGCGGCGCUCGAAGCCUCCAUGACGAACAUCGGCUCUUCGCUGGACCGCUCGCUGCGCUCGCGCGCGCAGAACCUCCACGCCAACUCGAAGCAGCUGUCCAAGCAGCAGGCCGACGUCGUGAGGGCGACCGAGGGCCUGCGCCGGGAGAGCGAGAAGCUGGGGAAGCUGGCGGCGGAGGGGGGGCGGCGCGUCAAGGAGCUGGGGAAUGUGCAGAAUUGGGCGGAGAUGCUGGAGAGGGAUUUCCUGGUGCUGGGGGAGACGCUGAGGCUGGUGGAAAGAGGGAGUGCGAGCGGGAGUGGGAGUGAGAGUGGGAGUAGCUGGGAGAGUGGUAGCGAGGAGGGCGGUAUUGGUGGUGGGAGAGGUGGGAGAGAUGGAGAGGCAUUGCCGGGUUUUGAAGGGGAGUGGAAGUUUGAGGCGGAGGAUGAUGUUUAUAGUACCAUGGGAGAGGGGGGCUUGCAUACUUCUGGGGAGGAGAGGGCGGUUGAUGCGGAUGCAGCGGUGCGGACGAUACCUGGUUUGUCGGUGACGGCGGCUAUGGAUGCGGAGGGGGAUACGGUGAUGGAUGAUGCUGAAGGGGCGCAUAUGGACAAAGGGAAGGGGAAAGCUGUUGAAGCUUUGGCAGAUAUCGCUGUGAGUGCUGAUCCAGUUGUCGGAGGCUUGACGCCGGGUCCAACGACUACAGGAUCCGGGUAUGAUCCUGCUUCUGGUCCUGUUCAUACGGCAGCAUCUACGGCCCGCUGA
Drepanopeziza brunnea f. sp. 'multigermtubi' MB_m1 is the source of this 954-nucleotide messenger RNA. The record is from RefSeq and is a predicted model, not a curated record. Lineage: Eukaryota; Fungi; Ascomycota; Leotiomycetes; Helotiales; Drepanopezizaceae.